CAGCGCACCAUCAUCACCAGGAACUCAUCAAAGUCUACUGUCCCGCUACCUGUAACCCCCCCAACGCACGCACGCGCACGCACGCACGCACACACGCACACACACACACACACACACACACACACACACACACACACACACACACACACACACACACACACACACACACACACACACACACACACACACACACACACACACACACACACACACACACACACACACACACACACAGUGUCUUAAUGCUGAAACAUAGUAAUGUGAUGACUUCAAAAUUAACAUUUCAUACCAGUCUGAAAACUAUGUAUGAACCACUCCUCAGGCUACCUGACCUAAUGACUUUGCCUAAGGUUAAUUCAUAUUGAAGUGAGGGGAUGUAGUAUUGUGUGUUGAUAUGUUUGUAUCCAUGGUGACGCACCAUCCUCAUCCACCUCAUCUAUCAUCUCCUGCAGCUCCUCUGGGGUGGGGUUCUGCCCCAGCAUUCUCAUCACUUUCCCCAACUCCUUGGUGCUGAUGCAGCCGUCCUCUGCACCCUGACAUGCAAUGUCAAAGGCUGCCUUAAACUCUGUGGGGACAUAGUGGUGAGAAGCAGAUUAAAUGGAUAUUAUGGGUAUUACUAGUGCUUCUCCACAGACAUGAAUAAUGCAAAAUUACAAAAUUACAAAAACCAAGACUCACCAUUUUUCUGUUCUUCUGUUAAGUUCUCAACCUGAAGGGAACAGUAGGGAAAGUUACAUAUUGUAUGCAAUUCACUCACGUUGAUAGACAUGGUAUAGUACUUUUGAACUCAUCUUAGUCUACUUUAUGUGCCUAAAUUAUGCAGAUUGGUUUGCCUCUUUGACAUUUAUGUUUGACAAAUUGACGACUCAUAGUUGGACCACACUGGAGGCCAUUGGUGGCCAUUUCCUCAUUGUCUUGUCUCUCUUCACCUUGGUAUGCAGUCAGCCCUGAGCCCUCACAGUGUGUAAUAUAUUCCAUCAGUACCCCAGCGCCUUGUCCCUCUUGUUGAACUCAGCCCAAAACCUGUGGAGCACAGCCCCCUACCCAUGGUGCAGUCUGACUGAAAUGUCACGCUGCUUUCUUCACCUCCUAUUCUUGUAUUGUGGCGAGGGGGGCUCUGGCACAGAUUCUGCUGACAGACAUUUGUUUGAGCCGACAGCUGUCUACUCUGUUCCUCUUCCUAACUGUCCUUUGUUCUAUGUUGUCAGGCAGAGAAAUGCCAGAAAUCCCAUCUAACCUCACAUUACGUCAUCUGGGUACUCAGAAAAGAUAAUGCUGAGCUCAAAUGUUCAUAAUGUCAUGGCAAUGAGCUUUUUGUUGUGCAGUUCACAUUUAAUCGACCUUUUCAGAAUAGCUGUCCUCAUAGAACAUGGCCAACUUUGUGUUUAACCUUGAUGAAUCUUGGCACUUGUUAGUUGUUCAUUCAAAAGAUACAAUGUUGAAUUUCCAUUGACUUUACAACUCUCUUGGUGAGAUCAUUUAUUCAUACACUGUGAACUCUAAUUUUAGAAGGACAAUGACCUUUUCUCAGAGGGACAAUAAUGGUCAACACAUUCAGAAAAGUUCUGCUGGCCCUUCUUGAUUACUCUCCUCUAUAAAAAGAUGGUGUUGAAUGACACUUUCACAUGAGUUGCUUUCCCAUCAUAUGACCAUGUUUAGUUGGGCCUUGACACUCAAUAUUACUGCACUUACUUUGACCAAUCAACGUCAAGGUGGGAACAUGUCUAUGUGACUACCAAUCCCUUUCCUAUGACGAGUACUUGGUUUGUCAAAGGUACCUUGGGUAUACUGAAAUCCUAAUUAACAACUCAGUAGCUCUCGUGAAAUAUAUCUUGAAUUGAGGUUGACUGGUAAAACCAUUUCUCGCUUCUCACAGCUCUUGAAUGCGGAUUAGGGCUUUUUGACAUCAUCAACGUCUAAUUCCGUUGAACAACUAGAGAUGACUUUCCUUAGGGCCCAUUAACCUCUAAUCACCUCUGGCUUGUGUCCAGAGAGUGUGUACUGUAAAUAUAAUGUGAGCUGGAGCAUAUAGCCAUUGUGUGAAAUGUGUUAAACAUAACACCACAGUCAUGACGGGCUGUUAUUUUCACAUAUUCAUGUUGAUCUUGUGCCUCAACAGAUAUACCCCCGUCCACAACCUGAGCCAACAAACCGGCAAGAAAAGGCACGUGAUUUCACAACAGUGCCUUGAUUUUUACUCAGCCGUAGUACACCCAGCCUCACUAAUUGAUGGGAAGCCCAGCCAUAGAACAGAGAAGCCCAGGAGCUCCAAACCCGUGGUAGCAGCUGACUUACCUGAUCUGGAUAACACUGAUGAUACUCUCCUCCCUGGUGGCAGCGGGCAGUGCUCGGUGAAUGGGAUGUUCCUGUUUGACAGGGCCAUGUGGUCGCCUCAGCCCUGCUCCGUGUGCCAGUGUCAGAGGGGAACUGUCAGCUGUCACCCUGUCCCCUGCGGCGGUUCAAAUAACCAGCAGACUGUGGCUCCCAAAGCCAAGAAAUCCUCCCCUAAUGCAGAGAAGAAAGAGGGGAUUCCAAAGCAGAAGAAGAGUCUCCAAAGGACAUCAGAAGAAGGAGGAGCAGGACGUCAGAAGAAGGAGGAGCGGCAUGUUAGUCCAGUGAAAGUGGUUGCUGUUCUGAAAUCUGUGGCCACCCAGAACAAAAAACAAGAAGUAGCAGUGAAGAAACAGGAAGUGGCUGUGAAGAAACAAAAAGUGUCUGUGAAGAAACAGGAAAUGGUUGUGAAAACAAAAGUCAGGAAGACCGAGGUUCCUGUGGCCAAGAGGCGUGACCCGAAGAUAAACAAAGACAGCCUUCCGUACCUUCCCUAUGAUGAUGAUGAUCACGAUGACCAUGACCACAGCGAGCAUGACGACAAUGACGACGAUGAUGAUUAUAUCAUCAGGGCCACCGGAAAACCCACCAUGAGGUUGGCACCAAUGGGGAGACCAGUCACCAUGGCGACUGGCCGACUGGCUACUACCACCACUAGGAGACCCAUGGUGAGGGGGCCGGGACGUGCUGUGGUCACAUUCCCCAGGAGACACAGCAUCAUGGAGUCUCUCCCUGCUGGCUGCCUGCUCUCGGAGUCUCUGAUCGCCUGUGGCAGCACUGGCAUGGUCCACGUCCCCAUCCUUUCAGACCAGGGGGUCAAGACCCUCUAUCUGGCAGACAAUAAGAUCAAUAAGAUCCCUCCCCGGGCUCUGGCUGGGCUGCCAAACCUGGAGUGGCUGGACCUGAGCAAGAACAAGCUGGACGACUCCUCCAUCAGCCCUGACCUGUUCCAGAACCUGACCCAGCUGAGGAGGUUGAAUUUAGAUGGCAACAAUCUGACCAAAGUCCCCUCGAUUCUCCCGCCGUCCCUGGUGGAGCUUAAGAUCAAUGACAACAAGAUCCUGGGCCUCACACCUAACAGCUUUAAAGGUUUGUCCAAAUUGCUGACACUGGAGCUUGAGGACAACCACUUCCACGAUGGGAAUGUGUCACCUUUGACCUUCCGGCCCCUCAAGAAACUCAUCUAUCUGCGACUGGAGGACAACAAGUUCCGGGCCAUCCCCUCUGGGCUUCCUGUGACCCUGCAGGCACUUCACCUGUCGGAUAACAGAAUAGAAGAGGUCCAUGAGGGGAUCCUCAACAAGACCGUCAACCUCAGGUUUCUGGAUCUCAGUCAUAAUAGGAUCCGGGAGGACCGCAUAGCCCCAAGGGCCUGGAUACACUUGUUAAAGUUGGAGUCGUUGGACCUGUCGCACAAUAAGCUGGUGCAUGUUCCCUCCUUCCUCCCUGUGGGUCUACAGCAGCUCCACCUGCACCACAACCAGAUUGAGCGGAUCCCUGGCUACGUGUUUGGCCACAUUAAACCGGGACUGGACCUCCUUCACCUGUCCCACAACAGGCUGGCCAACGACGGCAUUGAUGAUGUGUCCUUCCUGGGCCUGUACAACUCCCUGACUGAACUCCUGCUGGACCACAACCAGCUUCGCUCCAUCCCCAGGGGGCUACUGAAGCUCAAGAGCCUGCAGCUCCUCCGCCUCAACCACAACGUGAUCAGAUACGUUCCUCUGAACUCUCUGUGUGACAUGCGCCAGAGUGACGACUCGCCCCUAGUCUCCGUUCACCUGGAGUACAACCUGAUUGACAGGCGUCUCAUCCCGCCCACCGCCCUAUCCUGCAUCAAGACCUACCACAGCAUCAUACUACGGCCCCAGAGUUACGAGGAAGAUUACCACCAUGAAGAUUACUAGUACCCCCCCCUGUCAGUUUGUCCUGGGUUACACCUUGUCUGCGUUUCUCAUUACAUAAUUUCCUCUGAGUCCGUCUCUUAUUGUGAUUAGCUUAGUCAGACUUAUGACACCCAAGCGUUAUGCAACAGAUGAAAUUAGACUUCUAUCCUAAGUCUGACCAUAAUUCUAGGGCAAUGUUUAUGCAACCAGCCCUUUGUCAGUGGGCUUCAUUAUCACAAUGAAUGAGAACGAUUGUGUGUGUUUUUCCUGUUUUAAAGCCUUACUCUGUAAAGCAGUUCUAGGUUUUACUUGUGACUUUGACCUUGCUUGAUACAGUAGCAUGUAUUGAAAGAAAAAUAAUGUGUGGUUACCAAGGGAAACCCAGGUAGCUACUUGACAGUAGUGAGAGCCAAAGAUGUCCAGGUGCCCUCUAUACUAAACGCACUGUUUAGUUGUUGGUACAACUGUUUCAACUUUGUGACAAACUUGUGUAAUGAAAAAUUGAGAAAAUAAAAAAAUCUUAGAUAAUUGCUGGUCAUUGUCUAUGGUAACUGUAAAUAGUCUUAGUACCUCAAAUAAUCUGCCUAUGUAGCACUGGGUAGAGUGUUGCGGGGUAUUUUAUUCUUAGUAGAUUCUGUAUUUACCCUAUUAGUGCUGUGAUAGUACUUUUUAUUUUAUUUUGGCCUUAUACAGUAGCUUAAAUAAAAAUGUAUGUAAAUAGAUC
This is a messenger RNA of Oncorhynchus gorbuscha (pink salmon), 4941 nucleotides long. Its product is annotated as extracellular matrix protein 2-like. The record is from RefSeq and is a predicted model, not a curated record. Gene Ontology annotation, biological process: positive regulation of cell-substrate adhesion; extracellular matrix organization. Gene Ontology annotation, cellular component: extracellular matrix. Bases 2070 to 4238 code for a protein of 722 amino acids. The transcript has 11 exons. Gene Ontology annotation, molecular function: heparin binding; protein binding; collagen V binding. NCBI's taxonomy places the organism in Eukaryota, Metazoa, Chordata, Actinopteri, Salmoniformes, Salmonidae.